Molecule: messenger RNA, 837 nt
Organism: Helicoverpa armigera (cotton bollworm)
Lineage: Eukaryota; Metazoa; Arthropoda; Insecta; Lepidoptera; Noctuidae
Product: trypsin, alkaline B-like
Exons: 3
Coding region: 1-825 (274 amino acids)
Biological process (GO): proteolysis
Molecular function (GO): serine-type endopeptidase activity
Source: RefSeq, a predicted model, not a curated record
AUGCCAAUCACAGAGGAAAAAAACCCGGGAUUGACUUAUCCGAUUGUCUCAUCAAGUAUCAAGUAUCUUCCCAUUUUUUUUCUUCCAGCCGUCCCCAGAAAUCCCCAAAGGAUCGUGGGAGGUGAAGCAACCACCGUAGACCAGUACCCCACCAUCGCCGCAUUGCUUUACUCUUACUUCGGGAUCAGCUUCAGCCAGUCCUGUGGGGGCACCAUCAUCACUAGAAGGGCUAUCCUCACCGCUGCUCACUGUCCUUCUGGUGACACGAUCAAUAGAUGGCGCAUCCGCGUUGGCUCCAGCUUCGCCAACAGUGGCGGUCUCGUCCACACAGUUAUAGCCAUCAUUGUCCAUCCCAAAUACAACUCUCGCACCAUUGACAAUGACGUCGCCAUCUUGCGGACAACUGGCAGCAUUAUAUUCGGCCCUGUUGUCAAACCUGCUUCCAUUUCUGGUAACGGGUACAUCCUUGACGAUAAUGAAGAAGUUUGGGCUGCAGGAUGGGGUACUACCUCCGCCGGUGGUUUAUUAUCAGAGCAACUCCGCCACGUACAGCUAUGGACUGUCAACCAGGUGAUCUGUAGAUCCCGAUACGCAACUCGGGCAGCCAACAUCACUGACAACAUGUUGUGUUCCGGUGUCCUCGACGUCGGUGGUCGUGACCAGUGCCAGGGCGACUCCGGCGGCCCCCUCUACCAUAACAACGUGGUCGUUGGAAUCUGUUCCUGGGGGAUCAGCUGUGCCACUCCUCAGUACCCAGGAGUGAACACUCGAGUGUCACGCUUUGCUGAUUGGAUUAUAGCUAAUGCUAACACAAUUUUGGGAUAGGCAUCAUUUGAA